Messenger RNA from Sphenostylis stenocarpa, 270 nucleotides. NCBI's taxonomy places the organism in Eukaryota, Viridiplantae, Streptophyta, Magnoliopsida, Fabales, Fabaceae. The record is from the annotation of a GenBank genome assembly.
AUGCAACAAAGGGCAAGAGAACACAAUGAAGGACAUGGAAGAGGAUGUAAUGGAGGUUGGCGCAAUGAAGGACAUGAUGGAGGUCGUGAGGAUGCAACAGAAGACAUCAAGGAGACCGAUGGAAGGCGCGAUGAACAAGACAAAGGACAGGGCAUGGUGAAAGGCGUGAUGGAGGUUGAGAGUGCGACAGAGGGAGUGAUGGAGGGUGAGGGUGUGAUGGAGGUUAUAGGUGUGACGAAAGGCAAGGAUGAAAAAGAAGGAGAAGAAUAA